Messenger RNA from Pleuronectes platessa (European plaice), 1418 nucleotides. It is a transcript of the gene cadm1b, whose product is annotated as cell adhesion molecule 1b. Lineage: Eukaryota; Metazoa; Chordata; Actinopteri; Pleuronectiformes; Pleuronectidae. The record is from RefSeq and is a predicted model, not a curated record. Gene Ontology annotation, biological process: cell recognition; susceptibility to natural killer cell mediated cytotoxicity; detection of stimulus. The transcript has 13 exons. Gene Ontology annotation, cellular component: plasma membrane; synapse; neuron projection. Bases 44 to 1381 code for a protein of 445 amino acids. Gene Ontology annotation, molecular function: signaling receptor binding.
CUCUAGGUGAUUUAGCGCCGCCAGUCUCAAGCAGGUGUCCAACAUGGCGAUCACGGGGAGCGGAUCUCUCGCUGUUUCUCUCUCGGUUUUCGUGAUUUCACUCGCGUUUCUUCCGAAAGGAGCUGCUGAAACCGUGACAGUCGACGGUCAGAACCUGGCAACCGACAACGUGUCGGUGAUCGAGGGGGAGAUGGCCACCAUCAGCUGCAGAGUGAUGGACAACGACGACUCCGUCAUCCAGCUGCUCAACCCCAACAGGCAGACCAUCUACUUCAGAGACGUCAGACCUCUGAAGGACAGCCGGUUCCAGCUGGUGAAUUUCUCUGACAACGAACUGCGGGUGUCUCUCUCCAAUGUGUCACUCUCCGAUGAGGGACGCUACGUGUGCCAGCUCUACACGGAUCCUCCUCAGGAAGCCUACGCAGACAUCACUGUCCUGGUCCCGCCAGGCAGCCCAAUCAUUGAGAGCCGCGAGGAUGUGGUCAGCGAGGGGAAUGAGACGGAGCUCACCUGCACCGCCAUGGGCAGCAAGCCAGCUGCCUCCAUCAGAUGGAUGAAAGGGGAGGAAGAACUGACAGGGGAGACAACCGUUGAGGAGACGUAUGACAGGAUGUUUACCGUCAGCAGCCGGGUAAAAAUUUCUGUCACCAAAGAGGAUGAUGGAGUACCAGUGGACUGCAUCAUUGACCACCCAGCUGUGAAGGACCUCCUGGCUCAAAGACACUUGGAAGUGCUAUAUAAACCAGAAGUGAAGAUUGUGGUGACAUAUCCUGAGGGUUUAACCAGAGAAGGUGACAAUCUAGACUUGACGUGUAUCGCAGGGGGAAAACCACAUCCCCAUCAGAUCAACUGGCUCCGGGUGGACGAUGACGUGCCGUCUCACGCCGUGGUCACCGGCUCCGACCUCUACAUCGAGAACCUCAACAUGUCCUACAACGGGACCUAUCGCUGCGUGGCGUCCAACACGGUGGGCGAGGCCUACGACGACUACAUCCUCUAUGUAUAUGAUGCUCCCACUACUAUCCCCACACCCACCACCAACCCAGUCAACACGCAAGGUACUACUUGGACUUCAAACCUGCUUCUUUUCCUGUCUGACACUCCCCGAUCGACCCGUGAGCCGAGCUGCGCUGACUCCAGAGCCGGAGAGGGGGCACCGCAGAAAAUUGACCAUGCUGUCGUUGGAGGAGUGGUUGCCGUGGUGAUGUUUGCCAUCCUCUGUGCACUCAUUGUUCUUGGUCGAUACUUUGCCCGACACAAAGGAACUUACUUCACGCACGAAGCCAAAGGGGCGGACGACGCGGCCGACGCCGACACGGCCAUCAUCAACGCGGAGGGGGGACACAACAACACAGACGAGAAGAAGGAGUACUAUAUCUAAAAUGGACGGGCCAGGAGAGACGGGUGGGAAUGCUGCU